This is a messenger RNA of Didymodactylos carnosus, 456 nucleotides long. The record is from the annotation of a GenBank genome assembly. Lineage: Eukaryota; Metazoa; Rotifera; Eurotatoria; Philodinida; Philodinidae.
AUGGGUGUCGCCCAUGCACGCACAGGUGAAUACAAUGAGGCUCUAGCGCACGAUUUAAAUGCGCUUCAAUAUAACAAAUCGGAAGCAAAAGACGGGCUGUCGUUGAUCCUAUCGUCAAUCGUACAGACUUAUCAAGAGCUCGCAUUGGAUUACUUGCAGCAAGCGAUGGCGAUGCGUCUCGCGAUAAUGCCAGAAGAUCAUCCAGAUCUUUUCACAUCCUACCAGAAUAUUGGCGCAGUCUAUGAAAAAGUGAGAGAACCAGUGCAGGCCACUGUGUGGUACAAAAAAUUGGAGACGAUGUCAGCACGUCGUCUGCCCAAUGGACAUCCGCUACCGCGUUUUUGCACACCUCAAGCUCCGCUUAUUAUACGGUGCUAUGUCCGAUUGGAAGAAAAGCAUAGACUCUUUGCUCCUCGCGGAAAUCAUGGUUCACAAUUCCCAGAGUCUGGAUACUGA